AUGGAUCCAAUAAAAUAUAUUUUUGAGAAGCCGUCAUUAUCUGGGAGGAUUGCAAAAUGGCAAGUAUUGUUGUCAAAGUAUGAUCUUAUUUAUGUUACUAAAAAAGCAAUAAAAGGAAGUGCAGUUGCUAAUCAUUUAGCUGCCCAACCAGUAGCAGAUUACGAGCCAAUGAGGGUUGAUUUCCCUUACGAAAACAUAUUUCUAGUUGAAAAGGAUGUUAUAGAUCAUGAGACAUGGAUUAUGCUUUUUAAUUGUGUCUCAAAUGAGUUGGGACAUGGAAUUGGAGCUGUACUAAUUUUCCCAGAAGGAAAGGUAUUUCCCCUAACGACUAAGUUAUGUUUUGAUUGCACUCACAAUAUCGUUGAAUAUGAAGCAUGUACUAUGGGACUUCAAGCAUCAUACGACAUGAGUAUUAAAAAGUUAAAAGUUUUGGGUGACUCAAUGCUAGUAAUACAUCAAGUCAAGGAAGAAUGGAAAACAAGAGAUAUUAAAUUAGUGUCUUACAGCCAAUACGUUGCAAAAUUAUCUCAAAAUUUCGAGAAAACUUCAUUUGAUCAUGUUCAUAGGGAAGACAAUCGAAUAGCAGAUGCAUUAGCCACCCUGGCAGUGAUGUUUAAUCUUAACCUUGAGUGUGAACUUUAUCCAAUCCAAAUUACAAAGAGAGAUGCGCCGACAUAUUGCAUGAAUAUUGAAAAUGAUAAUAAGUCAUGA
Cucumis sativus (cucumber) is the source of this 711-nucleotide messenger RNA. RefSeq lists its product as uncharacterized. Lineage: Eukaryota; Viridiplantae; Streptophyta; Magnoliopsida; Cucurbitales; Cucurbitaceae. Bases 1 to 711 code for a protein of 236 amino acids. The transcript has a single exon. Gene Ontology annotation, molecular function: RNA-DNA hybrid ribonuclease activity; nucleic acid binding. The record is from RefSeq and is a predicted model, not a curated record.